GAGAGUGAAGUGAGGAGUUUCCUGCAGUGUCUGCCUUAUAUCUCACAGCUCAGAACAAAAGGGAACCCCAUGAUACAAAAGUUUAUUCUGCUGGGCGAGGCUGAAGCUGAUGCCGAGGAUGCGGCCGCGGAGGAUGGACCAGGCGAGGAUGCGGCCGACGCCGCAGGCGUGGAUGAGGGCGCGGAGGCCGGACCAGGCGAGGAUGCGGCCGAUGCCGACGCCGCAGGCGAGGAUGAGGGCGCGGAGGCCGGACCAGGCGAGGAUGAGGGCGCGGAGGCCGGACCAGGCGAGGAUGAGGGCGCGGAGGCCGGACCAGGCGAGGAUGAGGGCGCGGAGGCCGGACCAGGCGAGGAUGAGGGCGCGGAGGCUGGCGCCGCAGGCGAUGGCGUGGGACCCGCAGGUGGUGGCGCCGCAGGCGGUGGCUGGACGGGCUCCUCGGUCCCCCAGCGGAAGCAGCAGGGUGAGGAGGCUCACAGGACCCCUCAGCGGAAGCUGCUGCAGAACCAGUAGGCACAUGGGCCUCAGGUACACACAAAACAAAACCAGCAGGCUCGUGGGCCUCUGGCACACAUAAGGAAGACUGCUGUUGCGCGGAGCACUGACCCUGCUCAGGGAGCAACAGCCGAGUGCAGUCCUCAUCUGGCUUCUUAGCCUCCAGGGGUCCAGAGUCCGCUGAGGGCUGCAAGUCAGCCUCUGGGGACGCCCUGGAGCAAGUUACAGUCUGAAAACUAGCCAGCUCAUGAGGAAAUAUGUCAGUAUUAGUAUGCUUGUCUCUCUGCUUGGGGUGAAUGCUAGAAAAACAGUCCAAAAUGUGUGGAGUAGGCACAGCCUCCUGAAAAGGGCCAAGCGAAGACUGUGACUGAGCACUUAACUGUGCUACUGACUGCGCUAUGGACUGCCGUAGAGGUUGUAAUGAUGCCAGUGGUGAUGGUGGCUGAGAGGCUGACAGAACUGAAAACUGAGCUACAGGUAGCGGAGUUGAUUGUGGUGGAGGCGUUGACUGAGCUAAUGGCUGCUGAGCAGCUAACUGAACUGAUGGCUGAACAGAUUGCACUGACACACGUGCAGCAGGUGAAGUGGGGAAACCACUGGGAGUACUAUCCCCUGUCACGAAACACAAAGUCCCAAAGUCAGAAAUAACACUAUCAGUGUCCUGUACACUCACCACAGCCGGGCGCGCUGAAGUGCCAAACUCCGGCUUCGGGGUGAUGCGCCGGCGGUGCGAUUGUUGCUUCCUUGUGGAAGAGGAAGCGGGGGUGCCUGAAGGAAAGGAGGUAGAACGCUGUUACGGCUGCUUCUGCUGCGGUGUGGAAAUGACCACCGCUCCCGUCAAUACCACAGGUGUGAGAGGAAGUGUGGUAGGGUGAUGAUGGCGAGGGUAGCAUUUCUUCUUUAAAGGUGGAUCGAGAGAUUUGGCCACAAACCUUGGUGAAAAAUGCUGCUGGCGCCGAGAACACCAAGCGGCGAGGGUUUCCAGAAGGGCAGCUGAAUCUUCCUUCCCAGGACCGCCCAUGCCAAAUAGUUCAUAGUUCAGCCUCGCUCUCAGAGCUGUUAUUAUGCGUUUUAGUCCAUUAAUGUCCAGGAAAGUGACAGUGGAGGCAGUGGACAACAAGCAAUGAUCAAAGAAAACUACCUCCAGCUGCCUCUUGUAGGGGUCCGCAGCGUGGAUUAUCCUCCCAUAGUAAUUCCACAACUGCGUGAGAUACUUCCCCACUGACACUAAACGUGAGUCUGCUGGAUCCAUGCUGGUCGCG
This is a messenger RNA of Oreochromis niloticus (Nile tilapia), 1754 nucleotides long. Its product is annotated as circumsporozoite protein-like. The coding region runs from base 70 to 510 and encodes 146 amino acids. NCBI's taxonomy places the organism in Eukaryota, Metazoa, Chordata, Actinopteri, Cichliformes, Cichlidae. The transcript has 2 exons. The record is from RefSeq and is a predicted model, not a curated record.